Molecule: messenger RNA, 2083 nt
Organism: Suillus fuscotomentosus
Lineage: Eukaryota; Fungi; Basidiomycota; Agaricomycetes; Boletales; Suillaceae
Product: kinase-like protein
Exons: 5
Coding region: 142-1806 (554 amino acids)
Biological process (GO): protein phosphorylation; intracellular signal transduction; negative regulation of glycogen biosynthetic process
Cellular component (GO): cytoplasm; cytosol; nucleus
Molecular function (GO): protein serine/threonine kinase activity; ATP binding
Source: RefSeq, a predicted model, not a curated record
CCGGUCUAAUAUCUUAGUGGCGGAUGACAACUAGUCCGCCAUGCCAUAUUAAAGGACUCGAUCAAGUGAUUCCGGCGCUCACUUUGUUUCUCAUCCUUGCACAUCCUUGUGUCUUGCAAGGGAUCAUCGGUGCAUAAUUUCAUGCUUGCCGCAACUCCCAUCGAUUUUGCCUUCGACGAAGAUGAUCAUUGGCUAUCCACAGCUCCUCCUUUGCUAUACAGGUCGACAAGUGUCGGAAGUAGCUGGGGAGUCACAUCGAUAGGUCGCGGCUUUGAUUGGUCUGCGAAAGAUGAUAAGGAAGUCGAAGUCAUAUCGCAACCUCAAUGUCCAUUGGAGAAAAAGCCGCCACAGGAUGUUCCAAAGCUCGAAGACUCUAAGUCCGCAAUGCCCACACGACCGCCUCUACUGGUUUCUCCAGUAUCUCCAAAUGUAUCUGAAGCACAUCGUCCCCCACUUUCCCGUUCCCCUACCUUGUCACGGGCUCGCAGGAGGUCUUCGCAGCAGCGGGUGUCCCUCAUCGCAGGUCGCGUUAUGAUAGCCCCAAUAGAACCGCCUUCACCGCCUCCUACAAUGCCAAAGAUUCUACAUCGGUCAGGAAGCACUGGAAGUAUAUUGUCUUCCGUUGCGAUUACCUGUCCUCCGACCCCCGCUCGUGAAGCCUCCUCAUUACCUGAUGGCAAGGCCAUAUCAGACUUUUUUAUCGAAGGUGAGAUCGGCCGAGGCGCGUACGGCCUCGUCAAAAGAGCACGCGAAUACAAAACAGAUGGAUCCCUUGGGCCACCAUUGGUCUUGAAACAAAUAAUCAAGUCUCGCAUCCUUGCUGACUGUUGGAAACGACAUCCACGGUUUGGCACAAUACCAAUAGAAAUCUUUGUCAUGUCUGUUAUAUCAUCAACGUCGUACACCUUACCCGCAGUACGGCCAUGGGAUCCAUCACGGCGACGGCCUCCCGCUAGAACCGACGGAGACCCGACACGUUUUCAGCCCGAUUGUGUCCACAUGGACGACGAUGAAAGGUGGCAAGAAGGAAAAGAGAUCAAGGGACAUCCAAAUAUCUGCCCUCUGGUGGAUUUCUUCGAAGACAACCAUUAUUACUAUCUUGUCCUACCGUCUUCCACGCCUGAAAAGACGUCCAAUGAGCCUCCUCCAACAGAUCUAUUUGAUCUCGUCGAGACUUACCCUCAGGGACUUUCACCGUUUGAUAUUCGCAGCUAUCUUGGACAGCUUGCAGAUGCCCUAUGUUUCUUGCACUCUCAUGGGAUAGUUCAUCGAGAUGUAAAAGAUGAGAACGUUGUCCUCGGACCGAAUGGCAAAUGCGUUCUAAUAGACUUCGGAAGUUCGGGACUUGUGAAGAAGAACGGAUGGGAUACAUUCAGUGGGACAUUGGACUAUGCGGGCCCUGAAAUUUUACGUGGGGAGCGAUAUCACGGGAAGGAGCAAGACGUAUGGGCGUUCGGUGUUGUGGCAUACGUCCUUCUCGUAGGAGAAUGCCCUUUCGUCACGGCAGCUGAGGCCCAAGAGGGAUUGACCUCGCCGUUUGCGAACGCAUCUAUUGCACUGGAUGAGCGUUGCGGUGAUGAUAAGGAGAAAGAUGGAGAAGAGGAGGAUGGUGGUGGAGCAGCAGGAGAUGCUGCAGCUCUCGUCAGAGCUUGCUUGCAAGUGGAAGUGAGUGCGAGACCUACGUUUGAGAACAUUCUGCAGUGUCGAUUUUUGAACGGGGGAAAGGGUUGGGGGAUGGAGCUGCCCUGCGGUAAUUAUCAACACCUAUCUCCACAACCGAGCGCAUUUCCAGCACGUGUCGCUUGAUCGAAGGCAACGAGGCAGAUAUUUCGUCUGUCAGACUCCCACUGAUCCUGAUGAGGAUCUGUUCGGCCUAUCUUGGACAUAUCUCCACUUACGUCGUUUCUUUUUAUCUCAAACCAUCAAAUCUCACCGUAUCAGCAUCGAUCUGCCAUGAUGCCUCUAAUAUUGAUCUGUUUCAACUAGCUAGCACGCAUUACUAUCGAUAGGCUGUACUAGUAGCACAUCGUAACCCUCUUCUUGUAGAUUAAUCAUAUCUGCGAAUGUAUCAAAUUGAUCGGGA